CGCGGAGUGUCCCGCGGUGGGCGCCGGGGCGGCCGGGCUGCUGCCUUCUCCCGCUGUGGGCGCGCAGAACCCAGCGGGCCGACGGCGGCCGGCCGACGCCGAGACGCCCCUGGGGUGGCUUUAGCGUCCUGUUGCGCCACGGCCGCCCCGCCGAUCGGGUUCCUUCGGGAGACUUCGACUUGUUCGAGACCUGAUGGCCAAAAGAAAGGAAGGAAAUUUCUUCUCUCCUGGAAAUGCCAAAAGACCAAGACAAGAAGAGCUGGAUGAUUUUGAUAAAGAUGGUGACGAAGAUGAAUGUACAGUUUCUUUCACUAAUGGUACCUCUACUUUGACAGCAGCAGAAGUUGGAAUAAUUGAGAGUAUUCAGCUCAGAAACUUCAUGUGUCAUUCGAUGCUUGGACCCUUUAAAUUUGGUUCUAAUGUCAACUUUGUUGUUGGCAAUAAUGGAAGUGGGAAGAGUGCAGUGCUCACAGCUCUCAUAGUUGGUCUUGGUGGAAAAGCAGUUGCUACUAACCGAGGCUCUUCUUUGAAAGGUUUUGUGAAAGAUGGACAGAACUCAGCAGAUAUCUCAAUAACAUUAAGGAACAGAGGGGAUGAUGCCUAUAGAGCCAAUGUGUACGGUGACUCUAUAAUUGUGCAACAGCACAUCAGCAUGGAUGGAAGUCGAUCUUAUAAACUGAAAAGUGAAACAGGCGCCUUGGUUUCCACUAGGAAAGAAGAACUGAUUGGAAUUCUUGAUCAUUUUAACAUACAGGUAGAUAAUCCAGUUUCUGUCUUAACGCAAGAGAUGAGCAAGCAGUUCUUGCAGUCUAAAAAUGAGGGAGACAAAUACAAAUUCUUUAUGAAAGCAACCCAACUGGAACAAAUGAAGGAAGAUUAUUCAUACAUCAUGGAAACCAAAGAAAGAACAAAGGAGCAGAUAAAUCAAGGAGAAGAGCGACUUACUGAACUAAAGCGCCAGUGUUUGGAGAAAGAAGAACGUUUUCAAAGUAUUGCUGGCUUAAGUACAAUGAAGACCAAUCUGGAAUACUUGAAACAUGAAAUGGCUUGGGCAGUGGUCAAUGAAAUUGAAAAACAACUGAAUGCUAUCAGAGACAACAUCAAAAUUGGAGAAGAUCGUGCUGCUAGACUUGAGAGGAAAAUGGAAGAACAGCAGGUCAGACUUAAUGAAGCAGAAAAAAAGUACAAGGAUAUUCAAGAUAAACUAGAAAAGAUUAGUCAAGAGACAAAUGCACGAGCACCAGAAUGUAUGGCAUUGAAAGCAGAUCUUACUUCUAAGAAAAGGGCCUAUAAUGAAGCUGAGGUUUUAUACAACCAUUCCCUAAAUGAGUAUAGAGCAUUAAAGAAAGAUGAUGAGCAGCUUUGCAAAAGAAUUGAAGAACUGAGAAAAAGUGCUGAUCAGUCUUUGGAACCUGAACGGUUGGAAAGGCAAAAAAAAAUAUCUUGGUUAAAAGAAAGAGUAAAGGUCUUACAGGAUCAAGAAAGUUCAGUCAAUCAAGAGAUCGAACAAUUUCAGCAAGCCAUAGAAAAGGACAAAGAAGAACAUAUCAGAAUUAAGAGAGAAGAGUUAGAUGUGAAGAAUACACUGAACUAUAAUCAGAGGCAACUGAAAGAAUUGAAAGACAGUAAAACUGAUCGACUGAAAAGAUUUGGCCCUCAUGUUCCAGCUCUUCUGGAAGCCAUAGAUGAUGCUUACAGACGGGGGCAUUUUACCUAUAAACCUGUAGGCCCUUUAGGAGCUUGCAUUCAUCUUCGGGACACUGAGCUUGCUUUGGCUAUUGAAUCUUGCUUAAAAGGACUUCUGCAAGCCUAUUGUUGCCAUAAUCAUGCUGAUGAAAGAGUGCUUCAGGCACUGAUGAAAAGGUUUUACUCACCAGGGACCUCACGGCCACAGAUAAUAGUUUCUGAGUUUCGGAAUGAGGUGUAUGAUGUAAGACACAGAGCUGCUUAUCAUCCAGAGUUCCCAACAGUUCUGACAGCUUUAGAAAUAGAUAAUGCAGUUGUCACAAACAGCCUAAUUGACAUGAGAAGCAUAGAGACAGUGCUGCUGAUCAAAAAUAAUUCUGUAGCUCGUGCAGUAAUGCAGUCCCAAAAGCCACCCAAGAAUUGUAGAGAAGCUUUUACUGCUGAUGGUGAUCAAGUUUUUGCAGGGCGUUAUUAUUCAUCUGAAUAUAAAAGACCUAAGUUUCUCAGCAGAGAUGUGGAUUCUGAAAUAAGUGACUUGGAGAAUGAGGUUGAAAAUAAGAAAGCCCAGAUAUCAAAUCUUCAGCAACAUUUGUCUGCCCUUGAAAAGGAUAUUAAACACAAUGAAGAACUUCUUAGAAAGUGCCAACUACAUUAUAAAGACUUAAAGAUGAGAAUAAGAAGUAGUAUUUCUGAAAUUCGGGAACUUGAGAACAUAGAAGAGCACCAGUCUGUAGAUAUCGCAACCCUGGAAGACGAAGCUCAAGAAAAUAAAAUCAAAAUGAAAAUGGUUGAGAAAAAUAUGGAACAACAAAAAGAGAAUAUGGAACAUUUUAAAAGUCUGAAAAUAGAAGCGGAAAACAAGUAUGAUGCAAUUAAACAGAAAAUUAAUCAGCUAUCAGAGCUAGCAGAUCCACUUAAGGAUGAAUUAAACCUUGCUGAUUCCGAAGUGGAUAACCAAAAACGAGGGAAACGGCAUUAUGAAGACAAGCAGAAAGAACACUUGGAUACUUUAAAUAAAAAGAAACGAGAAUUAGAUAUGAAAGAAAAAGAACUAGAGGAGAAAAUGUCACAAGCAAGACAAAUCUGCCCAGAGCGGAUAGAAGUAAAAAAAUCUGCAUCAAUUCUAGACAAAGAAAUUAAUAGAUUAAGACAAAAGAUACAGGCAGAACAUGCUAGUCACGGGGAUCGAGAGGAAAUAAUGAGGCAAUAUCAAGAAGCAAGAGAAACCUAUCUUGAUCUGGAUAACAAAGUAAGGACUUUAAAAAGGUUUAUUAAAUUACUGGAAGAAAUAAUGACCCAUAGAUAUAAAACGUAUCAACAAUUUAGAAGGUGUUUGACUUUACGAUGCAAAUUGUACUUUGACAACUUACUAUCUCAGCGGGCCUAUUGUGGAAAAAUGAAUUUUGACCACAAGAAUGAAACUCUUACUAUAUCUGUUCAGCCUGGAGAGGGAAACAAAGCCGCUUUCAAUGACAUGAGGGCCUUAUCUGGCGGUGAACGUUCUUUUUCCACAGUUUGCUUCAUUCUUUCUCUGUGGUCCAUUGCUGAAUCUCCUUUCAGAUGCCUGGAUGAGUUUGAUGUCUACAUGGAUAUGGUUAACCGGAGAAUUGCGAUGGAUAUGAUACUCAAGAUGGCAGAUUCCCAGCGCUUCAGACAGUUUAUCCUGCUUACCCCUCAAAGCAUGAGUUCACUUCCAUCAAGUAAACUGAUUAGAAUUCUUCGAAUGUCUGACCCUGAAAGAGGACAGACUACGUUGCCUUUCCGACCUGUGUCUCAAGGAGAAGAAGAAGACCGGGGUUGA
This is a messenger RNA of Lipotes vexillifer (Yangtze River dolphin), 3487 nucleotides long. It is a transcript of the gene SMC6, whose product is annotated as structural maintenance of chromosomes 6. Gene Ontology annotation, biological process: double-strand break repair via homologous recombination. Gene Ontology annotation, molecular function: ATP hydrolysis activity; damaged DNA binding; single-stranded DNA binding. The transcript is spliced from 27 exons. The record is from RefSeq and is a predicted model, not a curated record. The coding region runs from base 194 to 3487 and encodes 1097 amino acids. Gene Ontology annotation, cellular component: Smc5-Smc6 complex; site of double-strand break; nucleus. Lineage: Eukaryota; Metazoa; Chordata; Mammalia; Artiodactyla; Lipotidae.